This is a messenger RNA of Cygnus atratus (black swan), 591 nucleotides long. RefSeq names its product synaptotagmin-2. Gene Ontology annotation, cellular component: synaptic vesicle membrane; axon; dense core granule. NCBI's taxonomy places the organism in Eukaryota, Metazoa, Chordata, Aves, Anseriformes, Anatidae. The transcript is spliced from 4 exons. The annotation marks the transcript as partial. Gene Ontology annotation, molecular function: phosphatidylserine binding; calcium ion binding; clathrin binding. Gene Ontology annotation, biological process: regulation of calcium ion-dependent exocytosis; cellular response to calcium ion; regulation of dopamine secretion. The record is from RefSeq and is a predicted model, not a curated record.
AUGGCCAUCUACGACUUCGAUCGCUUCUCCAAGCACGACAUCAUCGGCGAGGUGAAGGUGCCCAUGAACACGGUGGACCUGGGGCAGCCCAUCGAGGAGUGGCGGGACCUGCAGAGCGGCGAGAAGGAGGAGCCAGAGAAGCUCGGCGAUAUCUGCAUCUCCCUGCGGUACGUGCCGACGGCCGGGAAGCUCACUGUCUGCAUCCUAGAGGCCAAGAACCUGAAGAAGAUGGAUGUGGGGGGCCUCUCAGAUCCCUACGUGAAGAUUCACCUACUGCAGAACGGGAAGAGGUUGAAGAAGAAGAAGACCACAGUCAAGAAGAAGACCUUAAACCCCUACUUCAACGAGUCCUUCAGCUUUGAGAUCCCCUUUGAGCAGAUACAGAAAGUGCAGGUGGUCAUCACGGUGCUGGACUAUGACAAGCUGGGGAAGAAUGAAGCCAUCGGCAAGAUAUUCACGGGCUGCAACUCCACCGGCACGGAGCUGCGGCACUGGUCCGACAUGCUGGCCAACCCCCGGCGGCCCAUUGCCCAGUGGCACUCGCUGAAGCCAGAGGAAGAAGUAGAUGCAGCUCUCGGGAAAAAUAAAUAG